This is a messenger RNA of Seriola dumerili (greater amberjack), 2087 nucleotides long. RefSeq names its product phospholipase A2 group VII (gene pla2g7). The record is from RefSeq and is a predicted model, not a curated record. Gene Ontology annotation, molecular function: 1-alkyl-2-acetylglycerophosphocholine esterase activity. NCBI's taxonomy places the organism in Eukaryota, Metazoa, Chordata, Actinopteri, Carangiformes, Carangidae. Bases 278 to 1582 code for a protein of 434 amino acids. The transcript is spliced from 11 exons.
GGUUUAGCCCCCUCCUAUGCUAGUAGUGGCUAGCUAACACCAACUGUACCGACCUCUCAACCACUCCCCGGUGACUCAUACCGGUACAUUUAUCUCGAGAAAGUGACAUUAGUUACGUGGUAAUAUUGCGAAACUGAUGUAGUAACACUGGCAGACCAAGUACUUCUGUAUCUCCGGUAGGCCUUGUCUUUUGUUAAAUUGUUACAACAGUGUUCUUGUGGCUAACAGCUAACCAGGAGAUACCCAGUUAGCUCGCUUUUUGAAACUACUGAGGUCGAUGUUUUCUCAUGGAGGAUUUGUACAGUUAUUAGUCAAGAGGAUUUACGAUUGGGGGAGGACAGAGCAGAAGAGGUACACGCUCAGUUUCUUCACCAUGGGGAACACCUGCAGUAACCAACUUGGGAUCCCUCCAGCCAAGGGCCCCAAUGCUGUGGGAUGCACUGACUUCAUGAUGGACCACACUGCACAGGGCAGCUUCUUCCGGCUUUACUAUCCUUGUCAAGAGACUGAAAAAGCAGAAAAACCAGAUUGGGUCCCAUGCAGGGAGUAUUUUAACGGUCUGGCAGACUUCAUGAAAAUCAACAGAACUCUCAGUGAAAGGAUUUUCAACUACCUCUUUGGUUCCUUUAAGAUCCCAGCCCACCUGGAUGCUCCAUUCAAAUCAAAUGUAAAAUGUCCACUAGUUAUCUUCUCCCAUGGCCUGGGAGCCUUUAGGACUUUAUAUUCAGCUAUAUGUGCAGAACUGGCCUCUCAGGGUUUCAUUGUGGCGUCCGUUGAACACAGGGACCAGUCAGCCUCAGCAACGUUUUAUUUCUGCGAGAAGACGGAGUCAGAGAAGGCAAAUAAGAAUGUGGCUAAAACAUCAGCCGCAGCCCAUGGCAACCUGGUGAAGGAGUGGAUGUACUACAGGAGUCUGCAGCAGGGAGAGAGUGAAUUCCCCCUCAGAAAUAAUCAGGUGAAACAGAGAGCAGAUGAAUGCAUCCUGGCACUGGAUAAACUCACUAAAAUCAACUCAGGGAUACAAGUGCAAAAUGUUUUGCAAACUCAGUUUGACUGGGCGACGCUGGAGAACUCCAUGGAUCUGUGCAGGGUAGCAGUGAUGGGGCAUUCCUUUGGGGGAGCAACAGUGAUUGAAGCUCUGUGCAAAGAGGUUAUCUUUAAGUGUGGCAUAGCGCUGGACGCCUGGAUGUUUCCUUUAGAUGACGAGAUAUUUCCUCAAGUGAAGCAGCCGAUCUUCUUCAUCAACUCAGAGAAGUUCCAGUGGGCGGGGAACAUCAGCCGCAUGAGGAAGCUGGACUCGGCCAUCAUACAGAGGAAAAUGAUCACUAUCAGAGGCACAGUGCACCAGAGUUUCCCAGACUUCACCUUCCUGACGGGCAACUGGAUUGGUAAACUGAUGAAGCUGAAGGGAGAGAUCAACCCAGAGAUCGCCUUAGACCUCUCCAACAAAGCAACACUAGCCUUUCUGCAGCGCCACCUUGGUCUGGAGAAGAACUUUAAUGAGUGGGACCCUCUGAUUGAUGGGCAGGAUGAAAACCUCAUCCCAGGUACUAAUGUUACUGUGCUUCAGUCUGCCAUCUGAACAGUAGAAGAGCCUGGUACUACCUGGACAUCAGCUUGAACCAUCUUGUCUUUUGUGUGGGAGCCAGUGGAAUGGUCCCAAAAUGCCAAGCCAGGCCUACUUGGCAUUUCACACAUUUUAUUUCAAAAUGGACAAAGGAAAACAUUUUGGAGUAGUAAUGGAGAGGAAAGCCGAUCUCUACCUCAUCAGCAGGAAGGAUUUGUUUUUCUUGACAGGUGAAACACUCAGUGUAGCAGUGUUUGUUUCAUGAAGCCUGAAUGUUGCACACGAGCAGCUCACACUGUUGGUGAAAUCUUUAUUACCAGCAAUUUCUUAGAGAAAUGCUUUUAAUCUUCGAGUGUAUAUAAAGCCAAAUGACAAAUGUUAUUUUAUGAAAAUACUGUACGUCUCUGUAGACAUAGGGGCCUUCCAGAGACAAGCUACUCUAUGAUUGCAGUGUGAUUAUGUGAUGAGGCCUAAAAUGAAUCAUGUGGGAUGGGUAUGGAUAAAAAAAAAAAAAAAAAAA